Helianthus annuus (common sunflower) is the source of this 717-nucleotide messenger RNA. Its product is annotated as glutenin, low molecular weight subunit-like. The record is from RefSeq and is a predicted model, not a curated record. Lineage: Eukaryota; Viridiplantae; Streptophyta; Magnoliopsida; Asterales; Asteraceae. Bases 1 to 717 code for a protein of 238 amino acids. The transcript has a single exon.
AUGAAAGGUUCAAGCAAGAGAGGUGCGGGUUCGAAAAAAAGAGGUUUGGGUACGAAGAAAAAUCCCGUAAGACCCAAGGUUCGAGCGAAUCUUGGCGAGCCGACGCAUUUUAGGUUGCAAGACGAACCCGACCAAGUCCCACAUUUUCAUACCCAACAAUAUCCACCCUUUCAAACCCAACAAUAUCCACCAUUUCAAUCUCAAACGUAUCAAAACCAACCGUUCAUUCCACCGUUUCAACCUCACCAAUUUCAACCCCAAUCGUUUCCACACUUUCAAACCCAACCCCACCAACUUGACCCACUACUAGAAGAUAACACCCUCAUCCGUCAAUUUGCAAAUGUGUAUCGUGAACCACAACCAAGUCUCAACGACGAUGAAGAUGAUGAUUGCGUUCAAGAAGAAGAAGAAGAAAACGAUGACGUUCAAGAAAUUGUCCCGUCAUCCGUUCAAAAAAUUGCGUUCAUUCCACCGUUUCAACCUCACCAAUUUCAACCCCAAUCGUUUCCACACUUUCAAACCCAACCCCACCAACUUGACCCACUACUAGAAGAUAACACCCUCAUCCGUCAAUUUGCAAAUGUGUAUCGUGAACCACAACCAAGUCUCAACGACGAUGAAGAUGAUGAUUGCGUUCAAGAAGAAGAAGAAGAAAACGAUGACGUUCAAGAAAUUGUCCCGUCAUCCGUUCGAAAACAUUGGACGAGCGAGGAGUAG